GCCAAACUCCAAAGGCUUAGAUCUAAAUAUUCAAGCCCAGCAAAUAGUAUGCAAUGAUUUGAUAGUUCAUGUUUGAAAAAUCAAUCUAUAAUCCUCUCUGCUUUAUGGAUUUGUCAGUUUGUCUGAUUUUGGAUCAUCAGGACGAAUCUUCCCAGCCAGCGACGACCAAUCGUUGAAGAUUAUUGAGGAGUACGUUUGAUGUUUGAGUAUCAGGACAAAUAUUUCUAGCCAACGACUGACGACCGUUCGUAUGAUGGAGGAGGACGCUUCAAACGACAGAAAUCUUGGUUGUGAUUUCAGACAAUUAAACUGUCUUAGGUAGCCUGGCUAGGGAUGUGACUUUCACUGGUAUAAGGAAUCAGUAACUGGUCGCAACAAGAGGAAUGUUCCCUUGGUGACAGACAUCUCUUGAGACAACACACCGUCGUCCAAGAAUGUCCUCGUGAUAUCUGUCCAUACGUGUCCUCGGGCUAGAUAAUUAUCGCACCAACAUUCGCCUCCCAGUCUGAGAGACAGAUCGGCAUUUCUCGGCUGAUUUUCUUGGUUGGAGGGGCAUGCUGAUCUCAAUCCCACACUCUAAAAGCCACAGAGUGCCAAUUAGGAUAUAAUCCACAGACACAACAUCGUUAAAAGAGGCUUUCGGGAUCACUUUUUUUCUAAAGACUUCAGCAACGUAGUUUUUUAUGUGUUAGAGAAGCACUUUUCCGUAUUGACAAAAACAGCUUUUUGGUGUUGAUCCAUACCGGGCGCAUGCCAGUCAUUGUGAGGCGUGUGAGACAUACAAAAGUUAUAAGAGGAUUACUUUACAAGUUGAUAAUAGUCGAUGGGAAAUUCAGAGUAGAAAUUCCCAAUAUCAAUAUUUGAUUCGUCGAGUGGAUCAAUUACUUGUACGAAAUGUGUAACUGUAAAUGGAAUACGACUUGGUAAUACUAGACUAGAAUUCGUGUUGGCAAGAUGUCCAACGGACUACCGUUUGAUUUCCCUAACUUUAAUGGACAUUUCGGUGAGAUUCUUUGGACGGGGUACUUAGGAUGUGGUCGCUAUGGUAAUGUUUACCAUGGUUACCUGAUCAAAGAAGGGAAAGAUGUCGCUGUGAAGGAAGUGAGAGGAGACAUUGACCCGAGACAAUGUCGGACUAUCCUGGGGGAAUGGUGUUUCCUGAGACACCCGAAUGUCCUUAGGUUCUUUGACUUUCACAUGGAGACUACUGCUCUGAGAGGCACGACUUUGCACCUGAUGUUGGAGUACGCCAAACACCGUUCUAUAAAAGACUACCUCCAACAACACCAGGUUGUACCAGAUCACAAUUUCCUGCGCUGGAGCUUACAGGUUACCGGAGGACUAAAAUUCCUCCACAGCAAUAACAUCAUACACAGACACCUAAAAUCAUCCAAUAUUCUCUUGGACGCAAACUACAAUGUUAAGUUAUCUGAUUUUGGGUACGAAUUCGUUAAAAGGAACCUUUAUAAGGAAUUAUUCGUGGAGGUUUCUUGGAUUGCGCCGGAGCUUAUCCGGGGGGACCAAUCGGUGGAGGCGGUCGCUUCGGGCGGGAGCAUUGAGGCCGAUGUGUUCGCCCUUGGCAUGGUCAUGUGGGAGAUGACCACUUGUGACCAGCCAUACAAGGAGAAAGACAACCAGUACCAGAUCAUGUGGGCGUCCUGUGUGAGGGCUGGGAGACCGAGGAUCCCUCAGAACUGCUCGGAGGAGAUCAGUGAACUGAUUCAGGACUGCUGGCACCAAGUGCCCGUCAUGAGACCAGAUGUCGAGAACAUCCUCAGGCGGCUGGAGGAGAUUGAACUGCCAAGAAGUGAACAGAAACGGGUCUGAUUGUACCGACGUUGGCUUUAAGCUAAAGGAACUUUUAGUUGGUCAGGAUGAGUCCCAUCAACCUACUUUGGUCAUUUCGUCCAUAGUAUGACCUCGUGGUCGUUGUAUGAGCUAGGCGGAAGACCUGCCAGGGCAUUUCGCAUUCGGACUACACAACGUACCGCUGGAUCUUUGUUUCAAUGAAGACAAAACGUUGUUUACUUUUGGCGCAGUGUGUGGCGCUGUCCCGGAUGUUGUCUGUUUCGAGAGCAGGACACGACAUUGGUUUGGUUGUGUCACAUCCGCUCGUGCGCUCCCGUUGUAUGAUCAUACUUGAUUUUUAGUCUACCCAUUGCAAAAUAUCCUCUUUUAUCAAAAUACAUUUAUCUACAGUAGAAUGUAUUCGGCUGAUCUACUAGUGUGAUUGUUCCAACAACGAUAUUUGAUGGUUUGGUUAUACUGUCAACUCGGAAAGGUCACGUCCUGUCUGCCCUCUGCCGAUGUCAGAGGGAUCGAGAGGCGCGUCAACGAGGAGAGAUAGAUUUUACAAUAACUAGAUAAGGUCCUCAUAUAAUAUUCAUAAUAUCAAUAAAUAUACUCUC
This is a messenger RNA of Lineus longissimus, 2408 nucleotides long. RefSeq names its product probable serine/threonine-protein kinase DDB_G0267514. NCBI's taxonomy places the organism in Eukaryota, Metazoa, Nemertea, Pilidiophora, Heteronemertea, Lineidae. The coding region runs from base 955 to 1827 and encodes 290 amino acids. The transcript has a single exon. The record is from RefSeq and is a predicted model, not a curated record. Gene Ontology annotation, molecular function: protein kinase activity; ATP binding. Gene Ontology annotation, cellular component: cytoplasm. Gene Ontology annotation, biological process: protein phosphorylation; signal transduction.